This is a messenger RNA of Haliotis rubra (blacklip abalone), 1404 nucleotides long. RefSeq lists its product as uncharacterized. The coding region runs from base 1 to 1314 and encodes 437 amino acids. Lineage: Eukaryota; Metazoa; Mollusca; Gastropoda; Lepetellida; Haliotidae. The record is from RefSeq and is a predicted model, not a curated record. The transcript has 2 exons.
AUGACAGCCCGGCUCCCCCGGGACAAACUGUCCAGGAUAUCCACCAUGAUUCAAGAUUUCAGUCACAAGAGAAAGUGCACCAAACAACAGCUACUAUCUUUGAUUGGACAUUUGAGCUAUGCCUGCAAAGUUGUGGUGCCUGGGCGGUCAUUCGUGUCUUAUCUCAUUGAUCUCUCGAAGUCAGUGAAAAACUGCAUCACAGACAUGAACAUGUGGCACACGUUUCUUCACAAGUGGAACGGGGUGUCAUUCUUCCAUGAAUCAUCAUCGACACCAGCUCCAGACAUGAGACUGUAUACUGAUGCCUCUACUUUAGGAUUUGGAGGAUAUUUCAAUGGUUCAUGGUUCUCUGCACCAUGGCCAGUCAACAUGCAACGUCUGUGCCGUAGUAGCAGUCGAUCUAUGGCUCUCCUGGAACUCUACCCCAUUGUGGUAGCAGCAGUGUUGUGGGAUCGGUCGGUUCCGGACACUAGCCCCCAAAGCAGAUCUUCAAGCUACACCAUGCCCACCCCCGUCACAACUGACAUGGGUCUGGCAGAACAUCUGAACACCCUAUGGGAGGCAUCAGUCGGAACAAGAACCAGAACUACUUACGCAACUGGUUUCCAGUCCUACAUCUCAGUCCUUCGAUACAGCUUGUAUACAACUCUGACGCAGCCCUUCGGAAACCUACCUCCGGUGAACUCGGCACUGCUAGAACAAUAUGUGGCCUACUGUUUUGGUGAAGCUAAACUUCAGUAUAGCACUGUGAAGUCAUACCUUGCGGGCAUUCGAUUCACCUAUCUGAAAGCAGGUAUCCAGACAGUGUUUGAUCUAGUCUCCUGUGGUGCUCUAAACCAACUGCAGACUCUUCUACAUGGGUAUAAAAGACUGCAGAAACCCAGUAUAUCUACACGCCUGCCUAUAACUUAUGAUGUGCUAACAAAGAUUGUGCUUAAACUAAGAGAAGGAGUGUUAGGACCAUUUAACGAUCUGGUUAUGGUGGUCAUGAGCACAACAGCCUUCUUCGGAUUCCUCAGGUGUGCUGAAUUUACAUGUUCACGUGAAUUCGAUGCAAGCACCAACGUAUCUGUGUCGGAUGUGACAAUGGAUCAUAUCCAAGGGAAGUGUACUCUGACACUAAAAGCCUCCAAAACUGACGUCUUCAGACAGGGUGUCAACAUAUCCCUGUUCGCUAACUACACGGCCAUCUGUCCAUGUAUUAACCUUAACCGCCUCAAACAAGUAAGACUCUCUCAGGGUGCCUCGAACAGUGACCCGCUUUUCGUAGACUGUGUGGGGAAGGCAAUCACACGUACAGUGUUGCUCCAAUAGCUUGCCCAAACUAUGAGACAUGCAGGACUCGAUUCCAGGAAAUAUUCAGGACACUCAUUCAGUAUUGGUGCAGCCACGUCUGCGGCUAGU